GUGAUUUGGAAGCUGUGAACCUGUUUUCUCGCUGCUCCCGCACCUGGUCUGUGUGAGUGGAACACCGCCAGCAUCCUCAGCAGCCGGCGCGCGGUUUGCUCUCCUCUCUCCAAACUUUUUCCUUCCUUCUUCCCCUCAUGAAGAACUUCAACUCUUAUUGCCCUCCGACCACCAUCCAUCACGACCAAAGGGUAGUUCCCUGUAUUACCACCACCACUCCUUGUAGCAGUAAAGUCUCAUCCUCCAAAAUGGGUAGCGUUGCCGACUCCCAGAAGAAGCGCGAUGUGUCGUCCUUCUUCGCGGACUUCAUGAUGGGCGGUGUCUCCGCCGCCGUCUCGAAGACCGCUGCCGCCCCGAUCGAGCGUGUCAAGCUGCUCAUCCAGAACCAGGAUGAGAUGAUCAAGCAGGGCCGUCUCGCCACUCCUUACAAGGGCAUCAGCGAGUGCUUCGUCAGGACCUACAACCAGGAGGGUCUUGCCUCCUUGUGGCGUGGUAACACUGCCAACGUCAUUCGUUACUUCCCUACUCAGGCCCUGAACUUCGCCUUCAAGGACUACUUCAAGGCGCUCUUCAAGGUUCCGAAGACCGACCCAUACUGGAAGCAGCUCUCGGCCAACCUGGCCUCGGGUGGUGCCGCCGGUGCCUCUUCGCUUCUGUUCGUCUACUCGCUUGACUACGCCCGUACUCGUCUCGCUAACGACGCCAAGUCUGCUGCCAAGGGCGGUGGAGAUCGUCAGUUCAACGGUCUCGUUGACGUCUACCGCAAGACCCUCGCUUCGGAUGGUAUUGCUGGUCUCUACCGUGGUUUCCUCCCUUCCGUCGUCGGUAUCGUUGUCUACCGUGGUCUCUACUUCGGCAUGUACGACUCGCUCAAGCCUGUCGUUCUCACUGGUGCUCUUGAUGGCAGCUUCCUUGCAUCAUUCCUGCUCGGCUGGGGUGUUACUACUGGUGCUGGUGUUGCUUCUUACCCGCUCGACACCAUCCGUCGUCGCAUGAUGAUGACCUCCGGUGGCUCGGGUCCUCACUACAAGGGCAUGUUCGACGCUGGUCGCCAGAUUGUCGCCAAGGAGGGCAUCAAGUCGCUCUUCAAGGGUGCUGGUGCCAACAUUCUCCGUGGUGUUGCCGGCGCUGGUGUGCUUUCUGGAUACGACAAGCUCCAGGAGCUCAUGUUCGGCAAGGUCUACAAGGGUGGUUCGGGCUAAGUAACCUCACUUUAGCCUCGCAGUUACCCGUCUCUGCAGUAGUUCGCAAUCAAUGGGCUCCCUGCGUAUCUCUGCGCGUCCGGCUACAGGGUGAAACCUCUGUCGUUAAGCUCUGCUUCUAUAGAUGUCCCAUUUUGCGUUGCAAUCAAAACAAGUCUUUCUUGCAAAUUCAUCAAGCUAUUUCUCUUUUA
This is a messenger RNA of Tilletiaria anomala UBC 951, 1393 nucleotides long. RefSeq names its product mitochondrial carrier. The record is from RefSeq and is a predicted model, not a curated record. NCBI's taxonomy places the organism in Eukaryota, Fungi, Basidiomycota, Exobasidiomycetes, Georgefischeriales, Tilletiariaceae. Gene Ontology annotation, molecular function: ATP:ADP antiporter activity. Gene Ontology annotation, biological process: mitochondrial ADP transmembrane transport; mitochondrial ATP transmembrane transport. The transcript has 4 exons. Gene Ontology annotation, cellular component: mitochondrial inner membrane. Bases 249 to 1202 code for a protein of 317 amino acids.